Anopheles merus is the source of this 1138-nucleotide messenger RNA. RefSeq names its product cell wall protein RBR3-like. The transcript is spliced from 4 exons. The record is from RefSeq and is a predicted model, not a curated record. Bases 279 to 572 code for a protein of 97 amino acids. NCBI's taxonomy places the organism in Eukaryota, Metazoa, Arthropoda, Insecta, Diptera, Culicidae.
CCAAGCAAAGUGGUCGACUUUCAUUAGAGAUAUCCGAAAGAUAUAACAUCUUGCUUCGACAUUGUUGACUGUCUCAUCGUCACUACCACCUAUAUUCGAUUCGUCAGAUAUGUUGACCGUCCCAUCGUCGACGUUACCCAUCCGUGAUGUGUGCGGUACAUUUCUUUUGGGUGGAUCUAUAUCCGGAUCUAUGCCCAGUUCGUCAGCCAUACAAGGACAGCGAUCCUCUUCCGGACUGUCAUUGUUGACUGUCCCAUCGUCACCACCACCCAUCUGUGAUGUUGGUGGUGGCCAUACCGGGACAGCGAUCCUCUUCCGGAACGUCAUUAUUGACCGUCCCAUCGUCACCACCACCCAUCUGUGAUGUUUCCGGAUCUAUGCCCAGUUCGUCAGCCAAGCCGGGACAGCGAUCGUCUGCCGGAACGUCAUUGUUGACCGCUUCAUCGUCACCGCCACCCAUCUGUGAUGUUUACGGAUCUAUACCCAGUUCGUCGGCCAUGCCGGGACAGCGAUCCUCUUCCGGACCGUCAUCCUCGCCCAGUCUGCCGUCUUUACCUGGUUCAUCUUCAUGAUCCGGCGCGCAUAAUAAUUCACUUGAUAAAAAAGUGGAUAUUCUUAUGAAGCUAUCGAAGCAGACUCUUGCUGAGGUCAAAAUUAUGUUUAAUGCAAUGAAUCCGAGAGCUGGGAUAACCUCACGCAAUACAGCCAUCACUGCCAUUGAUGCAAAAGAAGAGUUAGAAGCCUUUAAUGCUAACUUAGAAGUUAAUACGUAUAUGGCUGAGAUAUUAUGCUCACUUUUGUAUACAAUUGAUCAUAUAAAAAUAUGUUAAAGAAAGACUUGACAAAAUAAUAGAUCUCUUGUUUACUAGGGAAUUUCUUUCAAAAUGUAGUUGGUCAGGGAUUGGUCGUCCCAAUCAAAAAGUCGCAUUUGCUGCCUUUGAAAAUGUAUUCGUAUUAAUCAAAUUUGCUGGAGGAAACAAAUUUCUUCAAUUAAAUGACGACUACGUGAAGAAGAUUUUAGUGAGUAAAAUGGAUCACGGGAAGAGAAGAAAUGAAACAAAAACGUUGCGAGAAAUAAUUUCACUUUAGAAGCUUAGAAUAUUAUAAGUAAAUUGGUAAACGUUCACAGAAAUAUAAA